Nerophis lumbriciformis (worm pipefish) is the source of this 6624-nucleotide messenger RNA. The record is from RefSeq and is a predicted model, not a curated record. NCBI's taxonomy places the organism in Eukaryota, Metazoa, Chordata, Actinopteri, Syngnathiformes, Syngnathidae.
AUGUACAAACGUCGGGACCAUGUGGAUCUUUACGAGAAGGAUCAGGCUAAAUGGGCUUUACUCCGAAACGUCAACACUGUUGUGAAACAAAGCACGUUGCUACCGGGCGACUACGUGUGGUUGGACCUGAAGAGCGGUAGAGAGUUUGAAGUUCCGAUCGGCGCAGUGGUCAAACUUUGUGACUCGGGACAGAUCCAGGUGGUGGAUGAUGAAGGAAAUGAGCACUGGAUCUCCCCUCAGAACGCCACUAACAUCAAGCCCAUGCAUCCCACCUCCAUCCAUGGCGUGGAGGACAUGAUCCGCCUGGGAGACCUGAACGAGGCCGGAAUCCUACGCAAUUUGCUCAUCAGAUACAGCGAGAAGCUAAUUUAUACAUACACAGGAUCGAUCCUGGUAGCAAUCAACCCAUAUCAGCUGCUUCCUAUCUAUACGCCAGACCAGAUCCGCCUGUAUACCAACAAGAAAAUUGGCGAGAUGCCUCCUCACAUCUUUGCCAUUGCAGACAACUGUUACUUCAACAUGCAGAGAAACAAUCGCGACCAGUGUUGCAUCAUCAGUGGAGAGUCUGGAGCGGGAAAGACCGAAAGCACCAAACUGAUCUUGCAGUUCCUGGCAGCGAUCAGCGGUCAACACUCAUGGAUUGAGCAGCAGGUUCUGGAGGCCAACCCCAUUCUGGAAGCCUUUGGAAAUGCAAAGACCAUCCGCAACGACAACUCGUCCCGCUUCGGCAAAUACAUCGACAUCCACUUCAACAAGAGAGGAGCCAUCGAGGGGGCUAAGAUUGAACAAUACCUGCUGGAGAAGUCGCGAGUCUGUCGACAGGCUCAGGAUGAGAGGAACUACCACAUUUUUUACUGUAUGUUAAAGGGCAUGACGGCAGAAGACAAGAAGAAGCUGGGCCUCAGCAAGGCAACAGACUACACAUACCUCACCAUCGGAAAGUGUACCGUUUGUGACGGGCGUGACGACAUGAAGGAAUACUCCAACAUACGCUCCGCCAUGAAGGUUCUGAUGUUCACUGAUAAAGAGAACUGGGAGAUUUCCAAACUGUUGGCAUCCAUUUUACACAUGGGCAAUCUGCGCUAUGAAGCACGAACAUAUGACAACUUGGAUGCCUGUGAGGUCGUACGCAGCCCGCAUCUUUCUACCACGUCAACGCUGCUAGAGGUGGACGGCAAAGACUUGAUGAACUGUCUAACGAGCAGAACGUUGAUCACAAGAGGAGAAACCGUUUCCACGCCACUCAGCAUGGAACAAGCGCUUGACGUCCGCGACGCCUUCGUCAAGGGUAUUUACGGCCGUCUGUUCGUUUGGAUCGUCGAGAAGAUCAAUGCUGCCAUCUACAAGCCUACAUCCUCACACAGCAAAGUUGUCAGACGCUCAAUAGGACUGCUGGACAUCUUUGGCUUUGAGAACUUCACAGUCAACAGUUUUGAGCAAUUGUGCAUCAAUUUCGCAAACGAGAACCUGCAGCAGUUCUUUGUGCGUCACGUGUUCAAACUUGAGCAAGAGGAGUACAACCUAGAGAACAUCAACUGGCAGCACAUUGAGUUCACCGACAACCAAGACGCCCUCGAUAUGAUUGCCAUCAAGCCCAUGAACAUCAUCUCGCUCAUCGACGAGGAGAGUCGAUUCCCCAAGGGCACAGACAGCACCAUGCUGAACAAACUCAACUUCCAACACAAAGUGAACAGCAACUACAUUCCGCCCAAGAACAACCACGAGACUCAGUUCGGCAUCCAACACUUUGCCGGGGUAGUCUACUAUGAAACAAGAGGCUUCCUGGAGAAGAAUCGGGACACGUUAUAUGGCGACAUCAUCCAGCUGGUUCACUCCUCCAAGAACAAGUUUGUCAAGCAGAUUUUCCAGGCUGAUGUUGCUAUGGGGGCAGAGACCAGGAAGCGUUCUCCCACUCUCAGCAGUCAGUUCAAAAAAUCUCUGGAGUUGCUCAUGAGAACGUUGAGCGUCUGUCAACCUUUUUUUGUACGCUGCAUCAAACCCAAUGAGUACAAGAAACCCAUGCUGUUUGACCGGGAUCUGUGCGUGCGCCAGCUGAGGUACUCUGGAAUGAUGGAGACCAUUCGCAUCCGUCGCGCAGGCUAUCCUAUCCGUUACACCUUUGUGGAGUUUGUGGACCGCUACCGUGUGCUCAUGCCUGGAGUCAAACCCGCCUACAAGCAGGAGGAUCUCAGAGGAACCUGUCAGAGAAUCGCUGAAGCCGUGCUGGGCCGAGACGACGACUGGCAGAUGGGAAAAACCAAAAUUUUCCUCAAGGAUCAUCACGACAUGCUGCUGGAGAUUGAGAGGGACAAAGCCAUCACGGACAAGGUCAUCCUUAUCCAGAAAGUAGUGCGAGGUUUCAAGGACAGAUCAACCUUCCUGAGGAUGAGGAAGUCGGCCAUGCUGAUUCAGAAGACAUGGCGAGGAUAUCAAUGCAGGAAGAACUAUGGCGCUAUGCGGGCGGGCUUCUCUCGCCUCCAGGCUAUAGUGCGCUCCAGGAAGUUGUGCGCGUCCUACCACGUGGCUCGGCAGCGCAUAAGCGGUUUCCAGGGUCGGUGCCGAGGCUUCCUAGUGCGCCGCGCCUUCAGACAUCGACUGUGGGCCUUGAUCACUAUCCAGGCGUACACCAGGGGAAUGAUUGCUCGCAGGCUUUACCGCAGGCUCAGAGGCGAGUACCGAAGGAGACUGGAGGCUGAGAAAAUGCGUCUGGCCGAGGAAACCAAGCUGAGGAACCAAAUGUCGGCCAAAAGAGCCAAGGCUGAAGCGGAACGCAAACAUCAAGAACGUCUGGUGCAGUUGGCCAAAGAAGAUGCUGAACGUGAAAAAAAGGAAAAGGAGGAAGCGAGAAGGAAGAAAGAGCUGGUAGAGCAAACGGAGAGGGCUCGUUUGGAGCCCGUCAACGACUCAGAUAUGGUGGACAAGAUGUUCGGCUUUCUGGGGACCACCAGCUCUUUUCCUGGCCAGGAGGGGCAAGCCCCAGCCGGCUUUGAGGAUUUGGAGCGGACCCACCGUGAGCUUGAGGAGGAAGACCUGGACGAGGCUCUUCCUCUGCCAGAGGAUGACGAGGAGGAGGAUCUAUCGGAGUACAAGUUUGCCAAAUUUGCCGCCACCUACUUCCAGGGAACAACAACGCACACAUACGUGCGCCGACCACUCAAGCAGCCACUGCUUUUCCAUGAGGAUGAAGGAGACCAGCUGGCGGCUCUGGCUGUGUGGAUUACUGUGUUGCGGUUCAUGGGAGAUCUACCUGAACCAAAGUACCACACGGCCAUCAGCGAUGGGAGUGAGAAGAUUCCGGUCAUGACCAAAAUCUAUGAGACACUUGGGAAGAAGACAUACAAGCGGGAGCUUCAAGCCCUCCAGGGGGAGGCAGAGACUCCUCAACCUGAGAGUAAUCGCAAGAACAGCAUUCGACACAAGCUGGUGUCUCUCACCCUGAAGAAGAAAUCCAAGAUCACAGAAGAGGUCACAAAGCGUCUUAACGAUGGUGAACACGGUCUCCAUGGCAACAGCAUGUUGGAAGACCGGCCAACAUCAAACUUGGAAAAACUUCACUUUAUCAUUGGUAAUGGCAUCCUGAGGCCAGCGCUGAGGGAUGAGAUCUACUGUCAAAUCUGCAAACAGCUGAGUCAGAACCCAUCCAAGAGCUCACACGCUCGAGGUUGGAUCCUCAUCAGUUUGUGUGUGGGCUGCUUUGCGCCGUCAGACAAGUUCCUAAAGUACCUAAGGAACUUUAUUAGCAGUGGGCCACCAGGUUACGCGCCAUACUGCGAAGAACGACUCCGAAGAACAUUCGUUAAUGGCACUAGAACACAACCUCCAUCGUGGCUGGAGCUCCAGGCAACCAAAUCCAAGAAACCCAUCAUGCUGCCUGUGACAUUUAUGGAUGGGACCACUAAAACAUUGCUGACAGACUCGGCGACCACCGCCAAGGAGCUCUGCAACACACUGGCCGACAAGAUCAGCCUACAAGACCGAUUCGGGUUCUCGCUCUACAUCGCACUCUUUGACAAGGUGUCAUCUUUGGGCAGCGGAAACGACCACGUGAUGGAUGCUGUGUCACAGUGCGAGCAGUACGCCAAGGAGCAGGGAGCCCAGGAAAGGAACGCACCCUGGCGACUGUUUUUCAGGAAGGAAAUCUUCACUCCAUGGCACUGCGCUACGGAUGACACAGUCGCCACCAACCUUAUCUACCAGCAAACUGUCCGGGGCGUCAAGUUUGGAGAGUACCGAUGUGAGCGGGAUGACCUAGCAGAACUAGCAUCUCAGCAAUACUACGUAGACUAUGGAGCAGAAGUCCUGCUGGAACGCCUGCUGAGCCUCAUCCCAUCCUACAUCCCUGACAGAGAGAUCAACUCCUCCAGGACGGUGGAGAAGUGGGCUCAUUUCAUCAUGGCUGCCCACAAAAAGGGCAUCUAUGCCCAGAAGAGGUUUGACCCCCAGAAGGUUAAAGAGGAAGUGGUAGACUUUGCUCGCCACAAGUGGCCUUUGCUCUUCUCUCGAUUCUAUGAAGCCUUCAAGCUGUCCGGUCCAAGUCUGCCUAAAAAUGACCUCAUUGUCGCCGUCAACUGGACCGGCGUUUACUUUGUGGACGAGCAGGAGCAGGUCCUGCUAGAACUCUCCUUCCCAGAAAUCACUGCAGUUUCCAGCAGCAGGGGCGGAAAGCUACAGAGUCAGAGCUUCACACUGGCGACCAUCAAAGGAGACGAGUACACUUUCACCUCCAAUAAUGCUGAGGAUAUCCGAGACCUAGUGGUGACCUUCCUGGAAGGACUGAGGAACAGGUCCAAGUUUGUUGUGGCACUGCAGGACAGUCCCAACCAGAAUGGUGAACCGUCAACAUUCCUGAGCUUCCAGAAGGGAGACCUGAUCCUGUUGGACCAGGACACAGGCGAGCAAGUUCUGAACUCAGGUUGGGCGCACGGUGUUAAUGAGAGGACCAAUCAGAGAGGAGACUUCCCGGCAGACUCUGUCUAUGUCCUUCCUAGCAUGACGCGACCGCAGCAGGAGAUUGUGGCGCUGGUUACCAUGACUCCAGAUCAAAGGCAGCAGUCAGUGAGGGUGUCACAGCUGGUCCUGCCCGACAGUGAAGACUCUGUCAAACCUUACACGCUGGAGGACUUCUCCUAUGACUACUUUAGGCCACCCCCCAAACAUACUCUGAGCAGGGUGAUGGUCACCAAGAAUCGAGGAAAGGACAAACUAUGGAGCUGCACCAGGGAGCCUCUCAAACAGCCUUUGCUCAAGAAGGUGGUUCAACAUGAAGAGCUCGCUCAGGAGGCCUGCAUGGCCUUUAUUGCUGUGAUGAAGUACAUGGGUGACUACCCAUCCAAGCGCAUUCGUUCAGUCAACGAAUUAACAGACCAGAUCUUUGAGGGUGCACUGAAGGCCGAACCCCUAAAGGAUGAGGUCUUCUGCCAAAUCAUCAAGCAGCUCACAGACAACCACGUCAAGUACAGUGAGGAGAAAGGCUGGGAGCUUCUGUGGUUGUGCACGGGUCUCUUUCCUCCCAGCAACGUGCUGCUGCCGCAUGUCCAACGCUUCCUGCAGUCCAAAAGGCAACACCCGCUCUCGGUUGACUGCGUACACAGGCUGCACAAAGCAUUACGAAACGGGUCCAGGAAAUACCCUCCCCAUCUGGUGGAAGUGGAGGCCAUCCAGCACAAGACCACGCAGAUCUUCCACAAGGUUUACUUCCCUGACGAUACGGACGAGGCAUUUGAGGUAGAGUCCAGCACCAAAGCUAGGGACUUCUGUCAGAACAUCUCCAGUAGACUGCUUCUCAAAUCCUCAGAAGGCUUCAGUCUCUUUGUUAAAAUCUCUGACAAGGUGAUCAGUGUUCCAGAAGGAGACUUUUUCUUUGACUUUGUCCGACAUUUGACAGACUGGAUCAAGAAGUCACGGCCAGUCAAAGAUGGAGUGGUUCCAUCUUUGACCUACCAGGUGUUCUUCAUGAAGAAGUUGUGGACCAGCACCGUUCCAGGAAAGGAUUCUUUCGCCGACUCCAUCUUCCAUUACUACCAAGAGCUGCCCAAAUAUCUGCGUGGCUACCACAAGUGUUCGCGGGAUGAAGUCUUCCAGCUGGCGGCUCUCAUCUAUCGAGUCAAGUUCGAGGAUGACAAGUCCCACUUUCCCACUAUUCCCAAGAUGUUGCGAGAGCUGGUCCCUCAGGAUCUCAUUCGCCAGAUGUCGCCAGAUGACUGGAAGAGGUCCGUGGUGGCGUUCUUCAACAAGCAAGCCGGUAAAUCCAGAGAAGAAGCCAAGCUGAUGUUUCUCAAAAUCAUCUACAAAUGGCCGACAUUUGGCUCCGCCUUCUUUGAAGUCAAGCAAACCACAGAGCCCAACUAUCCAGAGAUCCUGUUAAUUGCCAUCAACAAACACGGAGUCAGUCUUAUUGACCCCAAAAUAAAGGAUGUUCUGAUUACCCAUCCCUUUACCAAGAUCUCAAAUUGGAGCAGUGGGAACACAUAUUUCCACAUCACCAUCGGAAACCUUGUCAGGGGAAGUAAACUCCUCUGUGAGACCUCCCUGGGAUACAAGAUGGACGACCUGCUGACGUCGUACAUCAGCCAGAUGCUGACCGCCAUGAACAGGCAGAGGUCCGAGCGCGCUCACACCAAGUGA